Molecule: messenger RNA, 360 nt
Organism: Candidula unifasciata
Lineage: Eukaryota; Metazoa; Mollusca; Gastropoda; Stylommatophora; Geomitridae
Source: the annotation of a GenBank genome assembly
AUGGUUGGGUCAAGGUUAGUCACAGGCUGGGUCAAGGUCAGUCACAGGCUGGAUGGUUGGGUCAAGGUUAGUCACAGGCUGGAUGGCUGGGUCAAGGUUAGUCACAGGCUGGAUGGUUGGGUCAAGGUUAGUCACAGGCUAGAUGGUUGGGUCAAGGUAAGUCACAGGCUGGAUGGUUGGGUCAAGGUAAGUCACAGGCUGGAUGGUUGGGUCAAGGUUAGCCACAGGCUAGUUGGUUGGGUCAAGGUAAGUCACAGACUUGAUGGUUGGGUCAAGGUCAGUUACAGGCUGGAUGGUUGGGUCAAGGUCAGUUACAGGCUGGAUGGUUGGGUCAAGGUCAGUCACAGGCUGGAUGGUUGA